AUGGAUUUCUCACAAGAUACAUUAGAUGCAUCACUAUUGCUUUUCUCUCCGUUAUCUUUAUCGGCAUCUAAUGUAUCUUGUGAGAAAUCCAUUGAUUCAUUAUCAGUAGAUCCAUCGAUUUCAGAAGAUAAAACUUAUUCUCUAAUGAAGAAGCCAUUGGAGACAAAGAGCUUUAUGAGCAAUUUGAUUGGUCCACAUGACAAUGCAGAAAGAAUUAUUGAUAAAACUUCUAUUGAAUCAUAUGUCUCAGGAUCAGCUUUGUAUCAAGUGGAAGAUAUUUUAAGUAAUGAAAGCAGAGAUACAGUUUUUGAUAUUUUCAAUCAGUCAUUAUCUGAUACAAUAUGUUGCCACAAUUUCGACCAAUUUUCUAAUCAAUCACUUACUAAUGAAGUGAAUUUUACAGAAAAUUCUCAGCCAUAUCAUAUUAACAGUGAUAAAUAUAAUGACUUCAAAUCAGAAAUGAGGAAAUUUCAGUUGAAUAAAGUGUGGCCUGAUCAGCUAGAUAUUUUAGCAGGCCCACUUUUGGAGGAUGAUGAUGAUUGUUAUAGUGAAAAUAAUUCAUCAACUUGUGGAUCAGAAACAAAUAAGGUAACAGAUACCAAAACAAAUGGUGAAACAGCUUUAAUUUUGAAUAGUGCUAUGACAGCUGGGAUUGUACAGUUUGGGAUUGACAGAAAAAUGUUUCAUAUUGAUAGUAUUGAUUAUAAAAAUGAUAAAAUACAUAUAUAUAACAAAAGUUCUGAGUUGGGUAGGAUAAUCAAACUAUCAAGAGUUGAAGAUGAUGAUGAAGAAAUUGAUAUUGUAACUGUAGAUGACGAUAAUAAUAUUAAAGACAAUUCUCAAUCUUGUAUGAUAUUGAAAAGCAAUAAUAAUGAACAAAAACUAAUCAGUCAGGAAAGUAGAACUUUGCCAAUAAAUACAUUUAACAACAAAACUUCUAAUAAAGAUGAUUUAGAAAAUAAUAGGAUUGAUGAAAAUGAACAGUCUUUAUAUGAUUCUGAAAAAAGUAAUGAAACAGUUCUUGUAGCACCAGAUUUAAAUAGUCUCUUAGAACAGUUUGAAGCUACACAAGAAACAAAUGAACAUAAAGAUGAAGAAAAUGAAAAUAAAGAGUUUUCUAGGUUUGUAUUUUUAAUGUACUAAAAAGCAAUAUCAUAUUUAGAGUAAUGGAUAUAUUAAAAUUUCUAAUAAAGUUGGACCUGUCUAUCUUGAAUCUAACAAGGAGAAAAAAAAUUUGAGAUAGGCAGGUUUCAAGAUAUAGAGGUUUCUACACAGUAAACAGUAAUAAGUUUGAUUGGAGGUACAGUAUUUCACUAAUAUAAUAGCAAAUACAGUAUACACUUUAUACACUUGUAUUAGAUAUAAAUAAAACAUUUUUUACAUAAGAGAAAUAAUUUGUCAGUAAUUUCUGAUGACUGACUUUAAUUAAUAAAAUGGAAACCAAACUCAUAGCCAAUCAGAGAAAAGCAGCAUUAAUUGAAACUAUGUACUCUAUUGCAAGAGGUGUUUCUCAACUAUGUUUAUGCUAUCAAAAUGUAGUUGUAAUUGACACUUAAGUCCAUAAUUUGAGAUAGAGGUUUCGGGAGAAAAUUAUUUGAGAUAAACAUGAAAAAUAUAUUGAAUUUAAGCUGAAAAUGCAGAGGAAGAAAUGAAUUUUGAGAUAACAUUUUUGAGAUAGACAGGUUUAAUUGUAUUUGCUUUCUAUGUAAGGAUUUAAUGUUAAAGAAUCUUCAAAUACCGAAUUAGUAUAAAAAUAUCACUUACUAAAACCAAUAACC
This is a messenger RNA of Centruroides sculpturatus (bark scorpion), 1778 nucleotides long. RefSeq lists its product as uncharacterized. NCBI's taxonomy places the organism in Eukaryota, Metazoa, Arthropoda, Arachnida, Scorpiones, Buthidae. Bases 1 to 1143 code for a protein of 380 amino acids. The transcript is spliced from 6 exons. The record is from RefSeq and is a predicted model, not a curated record.